UGUGUGUGUGUGUGCGUGCGUGUGUGUGUGUGUGUGUACGGCGUGUGUCCCUAACCCGUGCCCUUCGAGAUGACACCGCCGCCAGAUUUGAUGAUGCAGAUAACGGAGCUGCAAGGCGCCGUAGUGGAGAUGAAAUCCACUUUAGCAGAGGCGGUGGCGAAGCUUGGAGUGGCGGUGGAGGAGGAGAGGAAGAAGACAGCAGCCGCAGCAGGAGGAGGAGGAGGAGGAGGAGGAGGAGGAGGAGGAGGAGAUGAGCUGGUGGAGGAGGCGAGGAAGAACUGCCAAACUAACACAGCGGAGGUUCUUAAGCUUGUCCUGUCCCUCAAAGCUGACCUGACGGGAUUACAGAAGGACGUGGUGGGAGUGAGUGAGAGGCAGGACAACUUACAGGCCACGCUCUCACAGUUGCUGGAAGAGAGGAAGAUGCUGGUGGCGGAUCUCACACAGGCUGGCGUCAUCUCCCUACACACGCGAUCUAAAUUGGAGGGUACGCUACUACAGCCUACCCCAGAUCUAAAUUGAGGGUCGCACAGACAUGAUGGGGGUGGUGGGGGGCGGGGGUGGCGGAGGGGGGUCGAGAGGGGGCAGCGGUAACCAUAGCAACGACUCAGGUGUGGCGUUGCUGCUGGAGAGGGCGCACCUGGCCUUUGGGGGGGCUGACCACACGCCCUCGCCCACGCCCACCACACACCGCACGUCAGACCAGGACUCCCUCCCAGAGCAGCCUUCCCUCCUUGUUCCUCCUUCAGUGUAUGAUUAUGUAGCAGGAUUGAGGAACCACCCCCCUGCCCCUCCUGCACCCCCCUCCUCCACGGGGCCCCUCCAGGACACGCACGCCCCUCCUUCCAGGCCAGGACAACCACCAAACAACAACAAUAACAAUAACAAGGAAAAGAAAAUCAGAAGCAGAACAAGACUGAACGAGAACAGUCUCACAGAUAACGGCACUCAUUCAGACUUCCCUGAUGACGACGCGCUCUACGAUUCAGAUUCCUCGCUCACCAUUGCUGCCAACAAGUCACUGAGCCUCACCACCUCCCUAAGCCAGCAGUGUGACCUCGAGUUGCACCAAGCCACCUCCGCCGCCUCCUCCACCCGCGCCAACUCCACUUCCGAGGGUUCUGAGCACGGGAAGGUGGAGGGCGGUGGAGUAGGGGGUUAUUGUCGCCAUUUGCAGUUUUGCCCAAGGGAGAAUGGCAAAGAUACCACCACCACCACCACCACCACAGACCCCUACCAGACCCCCUCCCCGGUGGGCAUGGGGCGGGGUGGUGACCUGAGUGACCCCCGGGAGGCGCGGCGGUACAGGGUUGCCAAGGAGCUGCUGGACACAGAGAAGAAAUACUGCCGGACUCUGUGGACCAUUCAGGACACGUUUGCAGAGCCACUCAAGAAGGCCAAUAUUCUGUCACGCAAGGAUAUCAGCACACUGUUCCCGGAGGAGGUGUACCAGCUGUAUGACAAGCACAGCAUCCUGCAACACCAGCUGAGGGAGAGGCUUGGCUCCUGGAAGUGGCAGCCGCUGGUCGGGGACGUGGUGGCGCGCUUCACUGACCCACGGCAGAGUGAUGUGCUGCGCCUCUACACCACUUAUGUUAACGACUUCCCUGAGGUGCUCAAGACCUUCAGGAAGAUGUGCCACACCUCUCAGCCCUUCACCAGGUUCAUCAAGGGAUGUCUCGAGCAGCCAGCAUGUGGAGGGCUGGACCUUGGCGCCUUCCUCCUCACCCCAGUCCAACGCAUACCCAAGUACAUCCUUCUAAUCAAGCAGUUAUUAAGAUACACAGAAUCCACACACCUCGACUACCUCCACCUCCACACCUGCCUGGACCGCCUUAGAGACUUCCUGGCUAGACUCAACGAUUCUAUGGAGCAUUCCUUUCAACUGGUCCACAUCCACCUGGCCCCUCCACCCUCAGCCCAGGUGGAGGAGGAAAAAGUUGUGCAUCUUCGACAUUUGAGUCAGUUUGAGGAGGUGAAGGAUGGGGGUGUCUUGGCAGCGUCUUCUGGCUACCACCACCACCACCAUCACCACUUGCAUAAUGGGAAUAGAAUAGGUCGCUUGCCUCGCCGCUCCACCUCCUCCCUGGGCAGCCCCACCACCAGCCCAACCCUGAGCCCCCCCGGCAGUCUGGGUGGUGGCAGCCCAACCCGGCCCCCACAGCGGUCCCUCAGCUCAGCGGGGGUGGAGGCAGGAGGGGGGAGGAGGCAUCGAGACCACCAUCAGCACCGCCAGCCUCUCGACUCAAGAUCCUCAUCUCUUCCGCAGUUCACCAACAAUAGGUACUGCCGGGAACGUAGCCCCCUCCUGCCCCCAACAGCCAAGGGUGCGAUCUAGGAGUGAGAGUGUAGCCUCAAGACGGCCCCUCCAGCCCCACAGCUCCCCAGACAGCCCUGCAGAUAGCCCCGUCUUGGCCCCAGCACUGUCUGUCUUGAGUGUCACUUCCAAAGAGGCGCGUUGGAAGGACAUGUCAGGGAGUGAGCCAUUUUUAGCUGAAACGCCAACUUCUGCCCCCUCCCUGCUCACCCCAGCCCCCACCCACAGUACCUUGAGUGUGGACGGGCAGCCCCACAGCCCCCCACACCCCAGCGCUUGGACAGACAGACAUGCAGAUGACAGGAAGAAGAAAUCAUUGAGAACAUCACUUCGAAAUAUGUUUACAUUUAAGAAAAGCAAUAGAAUGGCAGGAGGAGGAGGAGGAGGAGGAGGAGGAGGAGGAGGAGUAGGAAGACCAGGAGGAGGAGGAGAGGAAGAGAUAAUGAGCAAGUACUGGGAAGCGACCACCACCAUCACCACCGCAGGGAAGGAAGACCUCACCACCACCAUCACCACCACGCCGCACCACCACCACCACCACCACCUCCUGCACCACCACCACCACCACCAACAACAGAAAAUGGGAUCGCGGUUGUCGGUGGUCGGAGAUUUUGUGGAUGAAGAAGGAAAUCCGUGUUCAAAUGUGUAGUGUGUUUGUUUUUUUUUUUUUUUUUUUUCUUUGAUUUUUCUUAUUUAAAUUUUUCUUCCUUUUUCUUUUUUUUCUUUGUCUUGUUCGUUUCUUCUUGUUCUUAUUUUCUUCUUUUUCCUCUUUUUCUUUUUUCUUUUCGUUUUUUUUCUUAUUUUUCCUCCUUUUCCUCAUUAUUCAUUAUUAUUAUUAUUAUUAUUAUUAUUAUUAUUAUUAUUAUUCAAGUGUGUUUUACGUGGACACAAAAUUAUUCCUUGAAAUUUGAAUGAGAAAAAAAAAAAAAAAACGGAUUUACAAAUAUGAAAUGUGAUGAAAUUUUGUGAAGGAAAGAAAAA
Portunus trituberculatus (swimming crab) is the source of this 3298-nucleotide messenger RNA. RefSeq names its product FYVE, RhoGEF and PH domain-containing protein 4-like. Gene Ontology annotation, molecular function: guanyl-nucleotide exchange factor activity. Gene Ontology annotation, biological process: intracellular signal transduction. Bases 536 to 2338 code for a protein of 600 amino acids. Gene Ontology annotation, cellular component: cytoplasm. Lineage: Eukaryota; Metazoa; Arthropoda; Malacostraca; Decapoda; Portunidae. The transcript is spliced from 12 exons. The record is from RefSeq and is a predicted model, not a curated record.